AUGGCCGCAAUGCACCGCCCCGAGCCGCUAAAUCCCGCCGCGCGCCGCCAGCGCCUCGUUGUGAUCCUCCUCGGCGCCUUCUUCGUCUUCCAGCUCGUCCUCCUCGUCGCCUACCGCUCCGCGCCCCCCUCCGUGCGCGUCCCGACCGCCGCCGCUUCUUCCGUUUCAGUACAGGCGCCGCCGCGCCCCGCUUCCGCUUCUUCCGUGUCCGUGAAGGAGCCGCCGCGCCCCGCCGCGGACGACUCCGGCUGCGACGGGGGGCUCGUGUACGUCUACGACCUGCCCGCCGUCUUCAACGAGGAUCUGCUCUCCAUGUGCGAAACGCUCAUGCCGAUGUACUCGAUCUGCCCCUACCUCGCCAACGACGGGCGCGGGCUCCCGGCGGAAGGGACCAGCCUGUCGUCCAUCCUGCCGCCCGAGCUGCUCGGCUCCUGGUACUCCUCCGACCAGUUCGCGCUCGAGCUCAUCGUCCACCGCCGCCUGCUCUCGCACCGGUGCCGCACGGCCGACCCGGCGCGCGCCGCCGCGUUCUUCGUGCCCUUCUACGCGGGUCUGGCCGUCGGGCGCCACCUGUGGUCCGCGAACGCCACCGACGCCGACCGGGACAGCGACUGCGUCGCGCUUCUCUCCUGGCUCCACGCCCAGCCCUACUACAAGCGCUCCAAUGGCUGGGACCACUUCCUCGCGCUGGGCCGCAUUACCUGGGACUUCCGCCGCGGGCCGAGCGGCGGGUGGGGCGGCAGCUUCCUCGCCAUGCCCGGCGUCGCCAACGUCACCCGCCUCGUCAUCGAGCGCGAGCCCUGGGACGACAUGGACGUCGGCAUACCGUACCCGACCGGCUUCCACCCGCGCACCGCCGCCGACGCGCGCGCGUGGCAGCGGCACGUCGCGUCCGUCGCGCGCCCGAGGCUCUUCGCCUUCGCCGGCGCGCCGCGCUCGGCCAUCAAAGGGGACUUCCGGGGCUUGCUGCUCGAGGAGUGCCAGGCCGCGGGGCCAGCGUGCGAAGCGCUGGACUGCGCCGACGGCAAGUGCAUCAAGAACAACGCGCUCGUCCUCGACCUGUUCAUGGGCGCGCGCUUCUGCCUGCAGCCGCGCGGGGACAGCUUCACGCGCCGCUCGCUCUUCGACUGCAUGGUGGCCGGGGCCGUGCCGGUGCUCUUCUGGCAGCGCAGCGCCUACAUCCAGUACAAGUGGUACCUGCCGGUAGACCACGGCCAAGUCGGGGAGUGGUCCGUCUUCAUUGAUCGCGACGAGCUGCGCGCCGGCAAUGUCACCUUACGCGGCGUGCUGGCGGCCAUUCCCGAGGCGCGGGUGCGGCGGAUGAGGGAGCGCGUGGUGAAGAUGAUACCGAGGUUGGUCUACUCCGCCGCCGACAAGGAUGGGCUCGGCGGUGGCAUGAAGGACGCCCUGGACGUCAUGGUCGACGGCAUGCUGCGGCGGGUCGCCGAGCGGCAACGGAGUAGGAGGACGUAAUUUGGUCACCGGCGGAGAGGAUCAAACUGUCAUAUUGAUCAUUCUUUUUUGUUUCCUUUUUCUGAUGAUUCGUUGUGUGAAGAGCUAAAAUUAAACAACAGCUACUUGUAAUCUUACUUUUAACCGUGGUUGUAGAUGUCAAUUACAUCACCACAUAGGGAAUGAACAGAAUCUAAGCAAGUGUAUGAAACUGUGUAUUCUGAAUAC
Messenger RNA from Lolium rigidum, 1680 nucleotides. Its product is annotated as xyloglucan galactosyltransferase XLT2-like. The record is from RefSeq and is a predicted model, not a curated record. The coding region runs from base 1 to 1473 and encodes 490 amino acids. Gene Ontology annotation, molecular function: galactosyltransferase activity. NCBI's taxonomy places the organism in Eukaryota, Viridiplantae, Streptophyta, Magnoliopsida, Poales, Poaceae. The transcript has a single exon. Gene Ontology annotation, biological process: xyloglucan biosynthetic process.